AUGACGCUCCUCGACGCCCACCUCGAGCAGAUUUCGCUCUGUUCCGCAUCAAUCGCCGAGCUGCCCUUUCCCCGCCCAAAGAUAUUCACCAAUGCACUGCUACACCCGCAUGACAUAACAGCUCUGAUCCGCGACACCGAGUCUCACGAGCGCGCCCUCUUCUCCGUACCACCUCCCCCGAAAGCCCCCGUGGCGCAGGAGCCCUCCUCUCUUUCUGGCUCCAACCGCCGCGCUACCGUAUUCAAUGCGCCGCGCCGCAACACCGCCGUCGCCGCAAUCCUAGGCAAUGACUUGGUCGAGCGCAUUCGCGAGGGCGGUGGCGGUGGCGCCGGGAGCACGCUGGGCUAUCGUUCGUAUGGUGGAGCCAGAGGCAGAGGCGACAUCGACGUGGAAACGCUGCUGGAGGGCGCAGAGAAGCUGUGUGGCGUCUACCAUAUCCCAGGUGUCAACCACAAGAUUGCACAGCUCAGACAGAGGCACGCGCGGCUCAGUUCGUCGAUCGAACAUUACGAGCUGCGCGUUGCCGAGCAGCAGGCAACCCUCGCCCGGAUGAACAAGCCACGCGACGAGUAUGGUGACGAGGCCGACGACGCUCCCCCGCCUGAACCGGAGCCGGAAGAAGCGCCUCUGACAAUGGAGGAUCUGAUGAGGGAGGAGGAGGAGAUCAGAGCUCUGGAGAGCAAGAAGCGUGGGUUGGAGGAUCGGGUCAACUCCAUGGGCAGGGAUAUAUACGGCGUGCAAAGGGCUUUGAGAUGA
This is a messenger RNA of Lasiodiplodia theobromae, 756 nucleotides long. RefSeq names its product Dash complex subunit spc34. Gene Ontology annotation, cellular component: DASH complex; spindle microtubule. NCBI's taxonomy places the organism in Eukaryota, Fungi, Ascomycota, Dothideomycetes, Botryosphaeriales, Botryosphaeriaceae. The coding region runs from base 1 to 756 and encodes 251 amino acids. The record is from RefSeq and is a predicted model, not a curated record. Gene Ontology annotation, biological process: attachment of spindle microtubules to kinetochore. The transcript is spliced from 3 exons.